Acinonyx jubatus (cheetah) is the source of this 2827-nucleotide messenger RNA. RefSeq names its product fibronectin type III and SPRY domain containing 1 (gene FSD1). The coding region runs from base 1046 to 2635 and encodes 529 amino acids. The record is from RefSeq and is a predicted model, not a curated record. Lineage: Eukaryota; Metazoa; Chordata; Mammalia; Carnivora; Felidae. The transcript is spliced from 12 exons. Gene Ontology annotation, molecular function: protein binding.
GUGGGGGGGUUCCCCUGUCCCCAUAGGUUGCGGAGAAGUUUGGGGGCCCAAUUGAGGGGAUUCAUAAGCCCUGAAAUUUCUCCCAGCCCUACAUCUGUCACUCGCCAGGGUGGGAGGAGGGGACAGGCCCUAGGCCUCAGUGUCUGGCUCCCGACCACAGUGUGACCUCUUUUUAAACCCGGAAAGAAGAGGGCCUGCGUGCGCCCCAGAAUCGUUCCUGUCAACCACAGGAUGGCCCCCGGCGGCGGCGGCACUCUGACCACACUGUCGUAGCAGAUACACACAGUGUCCCAGCCUCCCUUGGACUUUCUCAAACUCUACCCUUCCCCCCACCCUCUGCUGAGAGGCAAUGCUGGAGAUCCUGGGGAGAUCUGGCCCCGGGCUGGCCGGGAAGACCAAGGUGGACACAGACAUUCUUGGCCUUGUGGAUUCCGGUCAGGCAGAGAGGCUGCUGGAGGCGGAGAUGUGCGAUGCCGGGGCUUUGCGGGAUGUAUAGGAGUUCGGCUAUUUUUCUCGGAGAGAGAAAGAAGGCAUUGGAAGGAGACCAUCCUCUUGGACCUUGGCUUUCCAGCGGACGCAAGGAGCGUGAGCAGUGAGGGGCCAGAUCUCGCGGGAGGGGUGGGUGUGGCCUUCCAGUUUGAGGAGCAGCCACGAAAUCGCGUGGGUGCCCGAGUGCGGAGACUGAGGCGCUACAGGGACGAAGGAUGGGCUCGAGGUCACCACCCGGGUGGUCGAACCCAGGCAACCUCCUUCCCAGUCCCGGGCUCUCGCCAGCUCCGUCAUCGCGACCGGCGUCGGCCCCAGGCUUUGGGGGGGUCCCGGCUCUCAGCGACCCCAGCGCAGGACUACGUUUCCCAGGCUGCCGCGGGGGGCGCGCCUGCGCGCUGCGGCCAGUGAUGGAGCGCUGACGGGGGGCGCGGCGGCGGCGGCGGCGGCGGGGAGGGCUCGGCGGGCCAUUGGCUCGUGGUCGCGGCAAAGGCGGCUUGCGGACCAGAAGAGCGAGCGGGGCCCGCGGGCCGGGCCGGGGACGACCUGGGCCGCGGCCAUGGAGGACCAGAGGGAGGCUCUGCGGAAGAUCAUCACCACGCUGGCUGUGAAGAAUGAAGAGAUUCAAAGCUUCAUCUACUCCCUCAAGCAAAUGCUGCUGAACGUGGAGGCCAACUCCACCAAGGUACAGGAAGACCUGGAGGCAGAGUUCCAAUCCCUCUUCUCCCUCCUGGAGGAGCUGAAGGAGGGCAUGUUGAUGAAGAUCAAGCAGGACCGUGCCAGCCGCACCUACGAGCUGCAGAACCAGCUGGCUGCCUGCACGCGGGCCCUGGAGAGCUCAGAGGAGCUUCUGGAGACGGCCAACCAGACCCUGCAGGCCACGGACAGCGAGGACUUCCCUCAGGCUGCCAAGCAAAUCAAAGAUGGUGUGACGAUGGCGCCUGCCUUCCGGCUGUCAUUGAAGGCCAAGGUCAGCGACAACAUGAGUCACCUCAUGGUGGACUUUGCACAGGAGCGCCGGAUGCUACAGGCACUCAAGUUCCUACCUGUGCCCAGCGCCCCUGUGAUUGACCUGGCCGAGUCCCUGGUGGCAGACAACUGCGUGACCUUGGUGUGGCGCAUGCCGGACGAGGACAGCAAGAUCGACCACUACGUGCUGGAGUACAGGCGGACCAACUUCGAGGGCCCGCCCCGCCUCAAGGAGGAGCAGCCGUGGAUGGUCAUCGAGGGCAUCCGGCAGACGGAGUACACCCUGACCGGUCUCAAGUUUGACAUGAAAUACAUGAAUUUCCGUGUGAAGGCCUGUAAUAAGGCAGUUGCAGGCGAGUUCUCCGAGUCGGUGACCCUGGAGACACCAGCGUUCAUGUUCCGCCUGGACGCGUCCACAUCUCACCAGAACCUGCGGGUGGAUGAUCUCUCCGUGGAGUGGGACGCCAUGGGCGGGAAGGUGCAGGACAUCAAGGCCCGCGAGAAGGACGGCAAGGGGCGCACGGCGUCUCCCGUCAACUCCCCCGCCAGAGGCGUGCCGUCUCCCAAGAGGAUGCCCUCCGGUCGUGGGGGCCGGGAUCGCUUCACGGCCGAGUCCUACACAGUGCUGGGGGACACGCUGAUCGACGGCGGGGAGCAUUACUGGGAGGUGCGCUUCGAGCCGGACAGCAAGGCGUUCGGCGUGGGGGUGGCGUACCGCAGCCUGGGCCGCUUCGAGCAGCUGGGCAAGACGGCCGCGUCCUGGUGCCUGCACGUCAACAACUGGUUGCAGGCCAGCUUCACCGCCAAGCACGCCAACAAGGCCAAGGUGCUGGACGCCCCCGUGCCCGACUGCCUGGGCGUGCACUGUGACUUCCACCAAGGCCUCCUGUCCUUCUACAACGCCCGGACCAAACAGCUGCUGCACACUUUCAAGGCCAAGUUCACACAGCCACUGCUGCCCGCUUUCACGGUAAGGACCCUUCCGUGGCGGGGAUCGGGGUGGGGCGGGGUGCCGCCGGGUGCCGGCUUUGCUCCUGAGCCCGCCUGCCCCCCUCCCCCUGUGCCCCAGGUGUGGUGCGGUAGUUUCCAGGUGACGACCGGCCUGCAGGUCCCCAGCUCCGUGCGCUGCCUGCAGAAGCGGGGCAGUGCCACCAGCAGCUCUAACACUAGCCUCACCUAGGCCCCUGGACCGCCCACCCCGCCCGGCUGAUCCAGAGGGGGGCCCUCCCAGGCCUCGGUUGUUUCAGCCAGCACCCUCUCCUCUCUUGCUGCUUGGAGCCUUAACUCCUGCGGGGGUCACCACUGGGGAGCGGCGGGCCCCGGGGCGGGCCCUCCUCCCCACCUCGCGUCCUAAUAAAGGUCAAUCACUGGC